Molecule: messenger RNA, 381 nt
Organism: Camellia sinensis
Lineage: Eukaryota; Viridiplantae; Streptophyta; Magnoliopsida; Ericales; Theaceae
Source: RefSeq, a predicted model, not a curated record
CUUCGGCAAACUACAUCAGGCUGACUGAGGAAAAUGGUUUCCGGUUUAAUCAAUGACAAUCCCAUUGUCUAUGAAAAAAAGGAGCACCGAACAAGAACUGCACCGGAUGAUGUUGACGAGUAUGCUGUGGAGCCCAUUGACCAACUAGAAAUUUUUGAUCAUCUUAGAGACAUAAAAGAUCCUGAGCAUCCCUAUUCCUUGGAAGAGCUGAAAGUUAUAUCAGAAGAUGCAAUUGAAGUAGAUGACAAGCAUAACUGUGUGAGGGUGACAUUCACUCCAACAGUUGAACAUUGCAGUAUGGCAACGGUGAUUGGCCUUUGCUUGCAAGUGAAACUCAAGUGCAGCCUGCCUAUGCGGUAUAAGGUAUGAGCUUUUGUUUUG